Guillardia theta CCMP2712 is the source of this 877-nucleotide messenger RNA. RefSeq lists its product as hypothetical. NCBI's taxonomy places the organism in Eukaryota, Cryptophyceae, Pyrenomonadales, Geminigeraceae. Gene Ontology annotation, biological process: aromatic amino acid biosynthetic process; chorismate metabolic process. Gene Ontology annotation, molecular function: chorismate mutase activity. The record is from RefSeq and is a predicted model, not a curated record. The transcript has 15 exons. Gene Ontology annotation, cellular component: cytoplasm. The coding region runs from base 86 to 877 and encodes 263 amino acids.
AUCAACGAGCCUUCUCCUCUUCACAGUCCAACUUUGCUGCGCUAUCAGCUCCCUUGCUCUUGAACAGGAAUCGAACAACUGUACGAUGGCUUCACAAGAGUGGAAUUACCUGGAGCUGGGAAAUAUCCGCUCGACUUUGAUCAGACAGGAAGACACGAUCCUCUUUCAGCUGAUCGAGAGAGCUCAAUUCAAGCGGAAUCUCGCCAUCUACCAGGACGAUGCCGAAUUCCUCAAGGGCACGGGCAUCAGUGGGAGUUAUGUGAGGAACCUGCUGCAAGAAACUGAGAAUAUCCAUGCAAAAGCUAGGAGAUACACUUCUCCCGAUGAGAAGCCCUUCACUUCUCGCAGUCAGCUCCCUGAUCCUGUUUUGCCUCCUUUGGUUGUGCCCGAGGAGAUGAAGUACCUAAAGUCGAUCGAUGUAAAUUUGAACAGCAAGAUCUACGAGUUGUACAUAUCGACAAUCCUGCCGUGGGUAACGAAGGAAGGCGACGAUGGUCAAUAUGGCUCUUCGUCCGUGUGCGACAUCCAAGCGCUCCAGGCUUUGUCGAAGAGGAUUCAUUACGGCACCUUCGUGGCUGAAUCGAAGUUCCGAAGCCAACCCGAGGAAUACACGAAACUCAUCAAAGCUGGAGACCGGCAGGGUAUCAUGGAUCUGUUGACGAACAAAGAGGUGGAGGAGAAGGUUAUCAAGAGGGUGCAGAACAAGGCCACUGCGUAUGGCCAGGAAAUAACGGACGAGACUUCAUAUCCGCAAGGGAAGCCAAGAGGUGACCAGCUGCUGCAGGUAAACCCAGAGACUAUGGGAAAGAUCUACCGGGAGAUCAUCAUUCCCCUCACUAAGGAGGUCGAGGUCGACUACCUUCUUCAAAGGGCAUGA